AUGCCGGAAGGCGGGAAGGGGGCCCUGCCGCCGCCGCCAUUUUGCGUCUGCUCUGGCAGGAUGAGGCAGGCUCAGGUGUCUGCGCUCCUCUGCGUUCUCUCGCUGUUUCUGGCGGCUGCCUUUAAGCUAAACGUUCCCAAAGUGUUGCUGCCUUUUAGUCGGGAGCUCCACGUUCCUUUUGUGCUAGAGGCUGAGGGUGGCUGUUACUCUUGGUACUCCACUCAUCACGAUAUAGUCAACGUUGAGCCCAUUUAUGGUAACAGUACCAUUUGUUCACAAAAAGCGUUGCUGUCCGCUCAGUCUUCGCAAGCCACAAAGUUAAGCAGCGUUGUGAUAGCUGAGGAACGCGUGACAGGCCACUUACUUCGCUGUGAUGUCAUUGUUGAUGUGAUAGAUAGUAUUGAAAUUGUCUCCCGAACUCGAGAGAUCUAUGUGGAAGACUCUCCGUUGGAACUAACUGUGAGAGCUCUGGAUGUUGAAGGAAACACAUUCAGCAGCUUGUCAGGAAUGACUUUUGAGUGGAAUAUUGCAAAGGAUGAGAACAUGGAAAGUUUAGAUCUUUCAAACAGAAUAAGGAUUUUAAGAUACUCAGAAGCUGAGUACUCUCCACCAGACUACAUUGUUGAUCUGGAAAGAGCAGAAAAACAGGGAGACAGGAUCCUAGUGUCAGGAAUCAAAACUGGUGCAGCAAUUAUAAAAGUCCGAAUACAGGAAUCAAUUUAUAAGCAUUAUGAGCUCGAACUUCGUGAUCAAGUUGUUGCACCUGGUGGGUCUGACCUUCUUCCAGUGGCCAGCCUGGAGGCCAAGACGGCCACCGUGAGAGCAGUGCAGUUAGGACAGAGUAAUCUCGUCUUUGCUCAUAAAAAUAUUCACAUGCGAGCUGCAUCUGGAUUUCCAAAUUGCACUAUCUAUGUUGUAGAAGCUGGAUUUUUAGGUUUCACUGUCUAUCCAGGAGACCGGUGGAUUCUAGAAGUGAAGCGAGAGUAUGCGAUCACUGUAGAAGUUUAUGAUAAAGACAGCACUAAAGUUUAUUUAUCCGAUAACCUGAGAAUAACUCACCAGUUUCCUAAGGAAUAUUUUGAAGAGUUCAUGUCUUCUGAUAAUGGUUCUUACCAUAUGGUUCAGGUUCUAAAAAAUGGCAUCACAGGGAUAAAAGCCGAACUGAUUUCUGUACUUCUACAGGAUGGGUCUGAGGCUUAUUUACCUGUGCCAGUCCAGCAUGAACAAGAAGUGAAGAUUUACCUUCCCAUCAAGCUGACACCAUCUUACCUUGCAUUUCCUUAUCAUCCCACAGAAGUCUUGUAUCGAUAUAAAGUUCAGGUUGAAGGAGGCAGUGGCAAUUUUUCAUGGAUUUCUUCUGAUCAAACUGUGGUCACCGUCACCGUAAAAGGAGUCGUUACUGGAGGUUUGAUCCAGGGGCGCUGCACUGUUCAAGCUAGGGAUGUACAGAACCCCUUUCACUAUGGUGAAAUACAGGUGUAUGUGGAGUGGCUGACAAAGAUGGAACUUCUGCCAUUUCAUGCAGAUAUUGAGAUUGGCCAAGUUUUGGAAGCUCCUCUCAAGAUGUAUUUCACGGACAGAGAAACACAAGAGAACGUUGCCUUUACUGACUGUUCUCUCUUACUUUUGGACAUAAGCAUGGAAAAGCAAGGAGUCUUUGUCCUUGCUGAAGACGGUAAUCAGAAGCCUGGUCAGACAUUCUGCUCCAGCUUCCUAUUAGAAGCAAAAUCCUUGGGAUACACAUUAGUGACAGCAAGUGUUACAGUAUACCAGCACUAUUUUGAAACAAGUGCCACGUUUGCUGCUUAUGAACCUCUGAAGGCUGUAAACCCGGUAGAGUUGGCUUUGGUGACUUGGCAGUCAGCAAAGGAGAUGAUAUUUGAAGGUGGGCCAGGACCGUGGAUUUUGGAGCCAUCUCGUUUCUUCUCGGAACUAGCUGUGGAGCAUGAGGAAAAAAUUGAGGUCGUAGAAGUCCGACUUCCAAUGAAAAGGAAAGUGAACCAGUAUGUUUAUUGGGUUGUAUGCCUGGAGUUGGGGGAACAGGUUCUCACGUUCCGAGUAGGCAACCAGCCAGGAGUCCUGAACCCGAGUCCUGCUGUGGACGUUAUUCAGGUGACAUUCGUUUGUGCUCAUCCUGCAAGUAUGUCUGUGACUCCGGUGUAUGAAGUAGCAGUAGAUAUUCCACCUUGUCCCGUGCCACGACACAGCAAACAACUGAUCCCCAUAUCCAGUUUGAGGAAUACAGUUUUGGAGCUGGCUAUGUUUGAUCAACAACAGCGACAGUUUGACAACUUCAGUUCUCUGGUGCUGGAGUGGAAAUCAUCCAAUGAAAUCCUCGCUGGCAUUUCUGAUCCUACAGCCAUGAAGAUGGUGGCCAAAGAUGGGGGGACUGGACAGACCAGGCUGCAUGGGCAUCAGCUUCUUGAAGUGCACCAAAUCAAAGGAACUGUUCAGGUUGGAGUCAGCUUUGUGAAAUAUGCAGCAAGAGGUAGCCCAAAAGAAGUGUCUGACUUGCUCAUCUCUGUUUCUGUGGAGUUCUUGUUGGUGGAAGAUGUGACAGUUGUGCCAGAUAAUGUCACUAUAUAUGAUCAUCCUGCUGUAAAGGAGCUAUUUGAUCUAGUGGAAGGAUCUGGAUACUUUCUGGUCAACAGCAGUCAGUAUGGAAUAGUAAACAUGACAUAUUUGGAGGCGGAAAGUGCCAGUGAGGUCAUCCCUUUGAUGCCUGGAUUUUUAAGCCUGGAAAUCUAUGAUCUCUGUUUGGAAUUCUUGGGACCAGUUACAGCCUAUCUGCGGGUCUCUGACAUACAUGAGUUGGAGGUGGAUCUCAUGGACAAGCUCGAGAUCGGCAAGUCUCUUCUUGUUACUGUUAGAGUCCUGGGUUUUGAGCAGCUUCCAUUCCAGAGUAAAUACUUCAAGUACAUGAAGCUGAAACUGCAAGCAGCGUCUCCUAUUGUUACACUUGUGCAAAUGGAAGAAGUGGACGAGUAUUCUGAAGUUUACAUGCUCCAAGCUGUUGCUGUCGGACAGACAACUGUGGUAGCUACAGCCUGGAACAAAAUGGGAAGGAAGUUUACUUCUCCUCCUCGGAAAGUUGAAGUCUUUCCACCAUUUAAACUGGUUCCAAAGAAAAUUAUGCUUAUCCCACAAAAUAUGAUGCAGGUGAUGUCAGAAGGUGGUCCCCAGCCACAGUCCAUCAUCCACUUCUCUAUCACUAACCAUUCUGUGGCUGAGGUUAACAGGCUUGGACAAGUAACUGCAAGGAGAGUUGGAACAGCCACAAUACAGGGUGCUAUUCAGGCUGUUAGUGAAGACACAGGAAAAAUUACUGUUUUUUCACAGGAUGAAGUGGAAUUAGAAGUAAUUCAGUUAAGAGCAGUAAGAAUCCAUGUUCCUGUCACAAGACUUAUAACAGGCACUGAGAUGCCAGUCUACGUGAUGGGACUGAGCAAUUUGCUGAAUCCAUUCUCCUUUGCUAAUGCUAACCCGGAGCUGAUAUUCCAAUGGUCAGUGAGCAAAAGAGAUGUCCUGGACCUUCUUUCUCGACAAACGGAGGUUUCUGUUCAGCUUCCAUCAGAGAGUAAUUUUGCUAUGGUCAUAUAUACAAAAGCAGCAGGUCGAACCACUGUUAAAGUGACGGUGCAGUGUCUGAACGCGUCUGCUGGGCAGUUUGAAGGAAACCUCACCGAGCUGUCAGAUGAAGUGCAAAUCAUGGUAUUUGAUAAGCUGCUACUAUUCUCUCCUACCUUUUCCACUCAGCAAAUUUUGAUGUCUACAAAUUCCCAACUUAGGCUGCUCACAAACAGGGAAGGGGCUGCAUUUGUGAGCACUCAAAUCUUGCAGUGUUACCCCAACUCUUCUGUCCUUGAGGAACAUGAUCAGGGUCUCCUGAGGGCCGGAGCUGUCACAGGCACUGCGGUGUUGGAAGUGACUUCUCUAGAACUCUUUGCAAUCAACCAGACAGUCAUAACUGGUGUCCAGGUGGCACCUGUGACCUACUUAAGGAUAAGUGUCAGUCCCAAAUUGUAUACAAGCAACAGCGUAUCACUGCAUGCACUUCCCCUUGGAAUGUCCUUAACCCUUACGGUCCAGUUCUACAACAACAUCGGGGAGAAAUUCCAUGCCCAGAACACGCAGCUUUAUCUAGCCAUGAACAGAGAUGACUUGCUACUCAUUAGACCUGGGAAUAAGAAUUACACAUACAUAGCUCAGACUGUGAACAGAGGAGUGACGCUGUUGACAAUCCAGGAUGAGAAGCGCCAAGGGGUGGCAGACUAUAUCCCUGUGCCUGUGGAGUAUGCCAUCAAGCCAAAUCUCUCAAAAUCCAUUGCCAUAGGAGAUGUCAUCUGUUUCAGCUCCCCCCUUGUCACCCAGGAUGGUGAACCUGGGAUGUGGCACAUUUCCCCCACGGAUAUGCUUGAAAUAGACCCUGUGAGUGGAGCAGCAUUUGUGAAAAAUACUGGAACAGCAACAAUCUUCUAUGAGAUCCCAGGGAUAGAGAAAACAUAUAGAGAGAUAAUUGUCAAUGGUUCCUCAAGAAUAAGUCUCCAGAUAGGUCAGAAAAACUAUUUAACAAAUAUUCCAGAUUCUUCUGCAUUCCAAGUUCUUGUUGCCACAAGCAGCGGAAGAGAAACCCUGAAGGGCCCUUGCAGCUCUCUCCAGUUCAGUGUAAUCACAGAUCACCUUCACCCAGAGUCGUGCUUGGUAUGUCAAGUAGAAUUCAGCAAUAAUGCAUUAGAUGUAUCAGCAAGUGAAGUAUUUCUUGUGCGGUCAGAGUUCAGCAUCCAGAAAGGUCUUUAUGUCUGUGUAAUCACUGCUAAGCCCCAGCCUGAUGAAGUCCUCCUGGCUCUGAGUUUUGCUGACGCCCCUGUGUUUGUGAUGGUCUCUCUCUCCAGCGGACAGCACACGGGUGAAAUGCAAAGAAUCCUAGUUCCCUUCCUCCCUGCGUUUUAUGUCAACCAGUCAGAAUUAGUUUUUAGUAUCAAAGAGCUAAACGGCAUGCUAAGAGUGCUGGGAGCUGACAAAGUGUUAGAAAGACUGGAGGUUCAGUCCAGCUCCCCUGCUAUAGUAGUGAGGUAUCCUGAAUAUUCCCUGGACGUGCCUGGACUUGUCUCCUACCCUGUCAGCGUGGCCAACUUGAGCUCCCUCCAGCAGAGGCCAGCACCAGCCCUCAUCAACAUCUCCUGCGCUCUCACAGGCCAGAGGGUUGCGGUCCAAGUGAGAGUCCUCCCCGAGGAGCCUGCACAGGGUCAGUGCAGUGACAUAGGAAUCAUUCGACAGCUGAUGAGCUCUUACCAGAUUCUUCUCUUCACUCUUUUUGCUGUUCUAGCAUCAACAGCUGUUAUCUUUCUCACAUACAACGCUUUUUUGACCAGAGUUCAAACAGUGCCUAUUGUGUACGUUCCUGCCUCUCCUGCAUCUCAGACAGCUUCCAUCUCCUACAGGUUCCCCACCUGGAAGAAGCAGGACUCAGCUGUGGCUCUGGAGUGUGCGGAGAUAAACUACAUGUGCAGCACUGAACACUGA
This is a messenger RNA of Tinamus guttatus (white-throated tinamou), 5523 nucleotides long. NCBI's taxonomy places the organism in Eukaryota, Metazoa, Chordata, Aves, Tinamiformes, Tinamidae. The record is from RefSeq and is a predicted model, not a curated record.